Messenger RNA from Candida dubliniensis CD36, 825 nucleotides. It is a transcript of the gene RTG1, whose product is annotated as Rtg1p. The record is from RefSeq and is a predicted model, not a curated record. Gene Ontology annotation, biological process: regulation of transcription by RNA polymerase II. Gene Ontology annotation, molecular function: RNA polymerase II cis-regulatory region sequence-specific DNA binding; protein dimerization activity; DNA-binding transcription factor activity, RNA polymerase II-specific. The coding region runs from base 1 to 825 and encodes 274 amino acids. NCBI's taxonomy places the organism in Eukaryota, Fungi, Ascomycota, Pichiomycetes, Serinales, Debaryomycetaceae. The transcript has a single exon.
AUGUCUCAAUUUGGGGAGUUUUAUGAUACUUAUCUGGUUGACAAUAACCAACAAUACGAUACUGACUUCAAUAAGUCUACAAACACACCGAAUGUACAAUCAGCACAACGAAACGACAACAGAAUCCCAAGUAUAAAUAUAAAACAAGAGGGUUAUGAUUCAGUAUUGAGUGGCUCACUAGAUGUGAAGAAACAGUUAUCACAGUCACUCAACAAUGCAGGAGUAGGAAUUGGUAGUAGCUAUGGAAAUGGAGGAAUAUCAAAGCCCCAAUCCAGAAGGAACUCUACACACAUCAAAUCACGUGAAGGAAGUGACAAUGAGGAUGAUGAUGAUCAGAAUGAUAAAGAUGUUGGUAACGAAAGGAAGCGUCGGGAUAACAUCAAUGAUAAAAUCCAGGAGUUACUAACAUUGAUACCCUCAGAAUUCUUCCAAAGUAAUACAGAUAGUAAUACUAAAGCAGGCACUAAAGUAGCUAAAGAGAAUAGCCCAGAUGAAGACUCGAUGAAAAACUCAGGUACAAAGGAUGGGAAACCAAAUAAAGGGCAAAUUUUAACCAAGUCUGUGGAGUAUUUGCAGUAUUUGCAAAACUUAAUUGACGAAAAUAAUAGAAAAGAGGUCGAACUAAUUAUGCGAUUAAAGACCUUGGAACUAAAAACUUCCAAUAGACUGAAGGGGAAUAUCCCUAUUAGAGUUGGUUACACAAGUGCAGAAAAGGCACUUGGAGAAAUAGGGGUUGGCCCAUGUUCCGAAGAGUAUUUCAAGAAUGUGUUGAUCAAAAGUGCAUCCACAAGUAAAUCAGGAAGACGAGGAAGUACAAGUGGAUAA